Nannochloropsis gaditana CCMP526 is the source of this 667-nucleotide messenger RNA. RefSeq lists its product as uncharacterized. The transcript has 3 exons. The coding region runs from base 41 to 667 and encodes 208 amino acids. The record is from RefSeq and is a predicted model, not a curated record.
ACAUCAUCAGUUCUAUCAACAAAGUGGCUACGCAUUCCUCAUGGAUAUGGACGCUGAAUCCACCAAGAUGGGGUCGUCCGCCGCGUCUUUUUCUCCCUCCCUCCCUCCUUCCCUUUCCACCUCCUCGCUGCCGGAGGCAGACGGCGAGAUAGCGACGGAACAAAAUAAAACCACGGACCAUGCCAAACUCACUUUUCAGGCGACGGUCGUGCCCGCAAAAUUCGCCACAGCCAGCACAAAGACCACCGAAACGUCAGCGGCGGGUUCUUCUAGCCCCAAGAAACCCUCCGCCGCCGUCAACACCACCAGCAGCCCUCCUCCUUCCAUUCGUCUUCCUACUUCCUCCCCCUACCCCUCGUCUGCUGCCGUUUCGCCCUCCUGCCCUCGCCCUACCUCUUCACCUGCCCGUUCUUCCACCUCCACUGCCGCAUCGCCUUCCCUCUCUCCCGCCCACUCCGGCAUGGUAGCCUCUCCUUCCCCUCCCUCCGCCGUUUCCUCCUCCUCCUCCUCCUCCUCCCCCUCCUCCUCCUCCUCCCUCCCCGACGAGAAGACUCUUGUCCGUUGGUGUCAAAGGGUGGUGGCAAACGACAUGGGGUUGAAAAAUGAAAGCCUCCUGGACGAUGACUUCUACUUCAUCGGGCCCUUCGACGGACUGCUUAAGAUGUAG